AUGUUGGUGAAGAUGUUGUCCCUUCGCUCCGCUGUGCGGAGAGCUUCCACCAAGCCCCUCCGAUCCUUCUCCGCACCACACACCUCCCCCCUUCGCUGUGUGGCUGCUCGUGCUCCGGUGUCAACUCCUCUGCGCCAGAGCCGUGGCUACUCUCGUUCCGGCGAUCCUCAACUCAGCUCUACCCGCAACACUGUUGUGCAGCUGUUGAGCAACAUCGGCUCCAAGCGUGAGGUUCAGCAGUACCUCUCCCACUUUACCUCCGUCUCCUCCCAGCAAUUCGCCGUUAUCAAGGUUGGCGGCGCUAUUAUCACUGAGCACCUCCAGACCCUGUCUUCUGCUCUUGCUUUCCUCAACCAUGUCGGCCUUUACCCGAUCGUCGUCCACGGCGCUGGCCCACAGCUGAACCGUAUGCUGGAGGCCGCCGGCGUCGAGCCCCAGUUCGAGGACGGAAUCCGUGUCACCGAUGGCAAGACCCUGGCUCUAGCUCGCAAGCUUUUCCUGGAGGAGAACAUGAAGCUGGUGGAGGAGCUGGAGCGCAUGGGUGUGCGUGCUCGUCCUAUCACCGCCGGCGUUUUCUCCGCCGACUACUUGGACAAGCCUAAGUACAACUUGGUUGGCAAGAUCAAUGGCGUUGACAAGAAGCCCAUUGAGUCCGCAAUCGCUGCGGGCUGCUUGCCUAUCCUGACCUCCAUGGCUGAGACCCCCGAUGGACAGGUCCUCAACGUGAACGCGGACGUGGCGGCUGGUGAGCUGGCCCGCGCUCUGCAGCCGUUGAAGAUCGUUUAUCUGGCUGAGAAGGGUGGUCUCUUCAACGGUGACACUGGCGAGAAGAUCUCCGCUAUCAACCUUGAUGAGGAGUACGACCACCUGAUGACUCAGUGGUGGGUGCGCCACGGUACUCGCCUGAAGAUCAAGGAGAUGAAGGAACUCCUGAGCGAUCUUCCCCGCUCUUCCAGCGUGGCCAUUAUUCACCCCGCUGAUCUUCAGAAGGAGCUGUUCACUGACUCCGGUGCUGGUACUUUGAUCCGCCGUGGUAACAAGAUCAACGUCAAGACCUCUCUCUCUGAGUUUGAGGAUUUGCAGGCGUUGAAGGAUGUUUUAAUUCGUGAUCGUGAGGGUCUCGACGCCCGUGCUGUUGUUGACCGUUACGUCGAGGGUCUUAAGGAGCACGAAUUCAAGAUUUACUACGAUGACCCCAUGGAUGCUCUGGCUGUUGUCCUGCCUCCUCAGAAUGGCUCGUCGAUUGCCCAGAUGGCUACUUUCACCAUCACCAAGUCGGGCUGGUUGACUAACGUUGCUGACAACGUUAUCUCCAGCGUCAUGAAGGACUUCCCCAAGCUGGCAUGGACCGUCAAGGAGGACGACGAGAACCUGACCUGGUUCUUUGACAAGGCCGAUGGCAGCCUGAGCCGUGACGGUGAGGUUCUCUUCUGGUCUGGUGUUGAGGAGGGUGAAGAGGUCAAGCAGCUGGUCCAGGAGUUCACCAAGAACGGCCGCCAGAUGUUCGGUGACAUCAACCUCGAGUCCCGCCUUGCCCGUGCUCACAAGGCCGCUUCCCUGCCCAAGGGCUUUGGCGCCAGCGGUGCCUCUACUGAGCAGAAGCGUGCUUACUCCACCACCUCCAACGUUUUGCGUGCCAGCCGUGCUGUGCGCCCCGCCAUUGCUGUCAAGGGCAUGCGCACCUACUCCACCAACCCCAACCCCCCUCUUGGAGAGAAGAACGCUUCCAACUCCUCCCCUGCCAAGGUUGCUCUCAUCGGCGCCCGUGGCUACACUGGUCAGGCUUUGAUUAACCUGCUCAGCGCCCACCCCAACAUGGAUCUCCGCCACGUCUCGUCGCGCGAGCUCGCUGGCCAGAAACUAAAGGGUUACGCCAAGCGGGAGAUCAUCUACGAGAACCUCAGCCCCGAUGAUGUUCGCAAGAUGUCUGCUAACGGUGAGGUUGACUGCUGGGUCAUGGCUCUGCCUAACGGGGUGUGCAAGCCUUUCGUUGACGCCGUCGACGAGGGUGCCGCCAACGGCAACGUUAUUGUUGACUUGAGUGCCGACUACCGCUUCGACCCCAACUGGACCUACGGUCUCCCCGAGCUGGUCGACCGCUCCAAGAUUGCCCGUGCCACCCGCAUUGCCAACCCUGGAUGCUACGCUACUGCUGCCCAGCUUGGUAUCGCUCCCCUCGUUCCCUUCCUUGGCGGUCAGCCCACCACUUUCGGUGUCUCUGGUUACUCCGGUGCUGGCACCAAGCCUAGCCCCAAGAACGACGUCAACUUCCUCACCAACAACCUUAUCCCCUACAGCUUGACUGACCACAUUCACGAGCGUGAGAUCAGCUCUCAGCUUGGUACCAGCGUUGCGUUCAUUCCCCACGUCGCUGUUUGGUUCCAGGGUAUCAGCCACACCAUCAGCAUUCCCCUGAACAAGGAGAUGACAUCCCGUGACAUCCGCAACAUCUACCAGGAUCGUUACGCCGGCGAGAAGCUCGUCAAGAUUGUUGGCGAGGCUCCUCUUGUGAAGGACAUUGCUGGUCGUCACGGUGUUGACAUUGGUGGUUUUGCUGUCCACUCCAGCGGCAAGCGUGUCGUUGUCUGUGCCACCAUCGACAACUUGCUGAAGGGCGCCGCUACUCAAUGCCUCCAGAACAUGAACCUUGCUCUGGGUUACUCCGAGUACGAGGGCAUUCCCCUGGAGUAA
Penicillium odoratum is the source of this 2691-nucleotide messenger RNA. It is a transcript of the gene argEF, whose product is annotated as bifunctional acetylglutamate kinase/N-acetyl-gamma-glutamyl-phosphate reductase. Gene Ontology annotation, cellular component: mitochondrial matrix; mitochondrion; cytoplasm. The transcript is spliced from 2 exons. Lineage: Eukaryota; Fungi; Ascomycota; Eurotiomycetes; Eurotiales; Aspergillaceae. Gene Ontology annotation, molecular function: N-acetyl-gamma-glutamyl-phosphate reductase (NADP+) activity; L-glutamate N-acetyltransferase activity, acting on acetyl-CoA as donor; arginine binding. The coding region runs from base 1 to 2691 and encodes 896 amino acids. Gene Ontology annotation, biological process: L-arginine biosynthetic process. The record is from RefSeq and is a predicted model, not a curated record.